CAGCGCCGAGAAGUCCUUCACUCUGAAACCACAACAAUUGAAUAGAAGGAAGCGCUGCUCGCUGACUUUUUUCCUCCCACAAAGACUCACUUCCCUUCAGCUCUUCUGUUCUGUUCAUCUGGAGCUGGAGGACGCACGAAAACCGCAGUAGAGAAACAUGGACACCCUGAUUCUGGUUUUAUUGGUGUUGGUGAGCUUCAGCUGUGUGUCCAGCUUCCUCGUCAUGUUGACCACGAAGAGCUUGUGUAUGCAAACCCGAAGUCAGGACGUCAUCCUGGGACCCUGUGAUGUCACUAACCCUGCCCAGCAGUGGGAGUGGCUGGGCGGAGCCAGGCUGAUCCACGUUCAGUCCUCCAGGUGUCUCUGGGCCGAUCCCAGCCCUCACCUGCCGCCCCACGCCCGCCUUGCAAAACUCAGAGACUGCAGCGCAGCGCCGGCGUGGAGCUGCCACAACACUGAUGGAGCGUUUGGAUUGGUCGAGACACGCAUGUACCUUAAGAAACAGGGACCAAGGGUGGUGAUCGGAGGAAACCGAUCACAGCUGUCAGAGUGGAGGAAGUACUAUGUCGACUCAGGAGGGAAUCAACUGAUGACGUCUUUAUGCUCUGAAACAGACACAACUCCUAUCUCCACCAUGUUUUAUUCAUCCACACAUAAACCACUGGGACUCUCCAGCACCGUCUACACCAUCAGAAGUCCUGCCAUGACCGUCACUAAUGAACGAUUAUCAAACACAGUAAAAACCCACAGAACCACCAGGCAGGUCACCGCCUCAGACGUCCACAGCUCAAUAACCAACACAGCUUCAGCAUAUGUGGACGAUAUCACCAAACCUCGAACGGGGAGGUCGUUAACAACAGACGUCAAUCCUGACAUUUCCACUUCAGUCAAAGAGCUGUCAACUUUAAAUGGCAGCCAUGUUGUCAGUCCAGCCGUAUUCACCACUGACCGAUCUACAGACGUGUCGGAGAGUUCGUCAGCUAGAAAUGUCCCCUGGCUCGGGAACGAAGCCGAGACGCCAGCAGUGCACCAAGAUGUUUCCACCACGUCCUCUUCAACUGGAAAUGAACCUGAGUCAACUGAGACUGAAGCUGUGACGUUGGUUUCCUCCACAGUUUCCUCAGAGACAAACACAAGUGACACGAUGGAUCUCCUGGUCACCUCUGAGGUCACUUCUGAUGCUACCGUUGGUUUAUCUGCUGCUUCUGAUACAGAGUCAAGCCAAGAUACGAGUUAUACAACACAUUCAACUACUGACAACAAGACCUACCUUUCACCUGCAUCCACCACACCUACACCUCCUACGACUGCUCAUGUACCUUCAACAGCAGAUAUGAAUUCUACAUCAAUCAUGGAGACAGAUCCACCAUCAAACCCUCAAGCCCGGCAGACAAUUUCUCAAACUUCACCCAUAGUUACCUCAACGCUGCCGACAGUCUCUACAGUUCAUCCAAAAAUCCCAACAAGCACCACGACUGAUGGUGCUCCACCGACAUCUCCAACAUCCGGGGAUACAUCUAUAGGAAGGAUCUCCACCUUAACAACUAUCCCACCUACGAGUCCGACAAACACACCUACAACAGCAACCAAACCCACAACCACCCCUGUAACUAAACCCAUUACAACCACAACUGAACCUACUACCAGCCCUGUAACUACACCCAUUACAACCACAACUGAACCUACUACCAGCCCUGUAACUACACCCAUUACAAUCACAACUGAACCUCCUACCAGCCCUGUAACCACACCCAUUACAACCACAACUGAACCUACUACCAGCCCUGUAACCACACCCAUUACAACCACAACUGAACCUACUACCAGCCCUGUAACCACACCCAUUACAACCACAACUGAACCUACUACCAGCCCUGUAACCACACCCAUUACAACCACAACCGAACCUCCUACCAGCCUUGCAACCACGUCCAUUACAACCACAACCAAACCCACAACCACCCCUGUAACAAAACCUAUUAGAACCACAACCAAACCCACAAACAGCCCUGUAACAUCCAUUACAACCACAACCAAGCCCACUACCAGCCCUGUAAUCACCUCUAUUACAACCACAACCAAACCCACAACCACCCCUGUAACAACAUCCAUCACAACCACAAUCAAGCCCACUACCAGCCCUGUAAUCACCUCUAUUACAACCACAACCAAACCCACAACCACCCCUGUAACAACAUCCAUCACAACCACAAUCAAGCCCACUACCAGCCCUGUAAUCACCUCUAUUACAACCACAACCAAACCCACAACCACCCCUGUAACAACAUCCAUUACAACCACAACCAAGCCCACUACCAGCCCUGUAAUCACCUCUAUUACAACCACAACCAAACCCACAACCACCUCUGUAACAACAUCCAUUACAACCACAACCAAACCCCCAACCAGCCCUGUAACAAUACCCAUUACAACCACAACCGAACCCACAACCACCUCUGUAACAACAUCCAUUACAACUACAACCGAACCCACAACCACCUCUGUAACAACAUCCAUUACAACCACACCCAAACCCACUACCACCUCUGUCACCGAACCUGCAACUACAUCCACUACAACACGUACAAUCACAGCGACCACAACCAUCAGAACCACACCCAUUGCAACAACUAUCCAAACCACACCACCCAUCACUCCAACUACCACCACAACAAGCACAACAACACCUGCAGCUACAACAACAACCAGAACAACCGCAGCUCCUCCGCCGACUACUUCUACACUUCAAGCCACAACCUCAGGAUUAACCACUGUUACACCUGUCCGGUCCCGCUGCUCCGUAAACUUCACAAAAAUCAGCUCUGGCUCCGAUUCCGCUGUGGUGAAGUUCACCACCGCCGGGCUCUCCUGUAACUUCACCCUGUUUGCUGGUGAGGACUCCCGGGCUGUUCCCACCGAGUGUGACCCGGAUGGAGAGUCCAGAAACACCUUCACCUGUCAGAUCCCGGGUCUGGAACCCGGGACUUUGUACCGUUUAACUGUGAUUUCCAAGAAGGAUGGAGAGAGGAGCAACGCGUCAGUGCGCACAGACCCGGUCGGUCCGGCUCAGCUGGACGUGGACCAGGUUCAGACCCAAUUUAGAAGCCAGUCUGUGGUCCCCGGUGGUUCUUCAGGUCUGCGGGUGUUGUGGUCUCGUUCUGCUGGUCACGUGGACUGGUAUGAUCUGACUCUGGAGGACGCUGGCUCCGGAUUCACCCGCAGCACCAGGAUUAUGGACUCUGCAGCCCCCCAGUCUGGUUUCAGCGCCCUGACCCCCGGCACCCUUUACACCGUCAGUGUGGUGGCAACAGCCGGAAACAAGAGCGCUCCACCCGUCCACCGCUCAGCCGCUACAGUCCCGGCUGCAGUGAGCGAGGUGACGGUCAGUAACAACGGUCGAAUGGACUUCCUCAGCGUGUCGUGGCGUCCGGCUCCCGGUGAGGUGGACAGUUACCUGGUGACGCUGAGCGACCGGGAGAAGACGCUUCACACCGUCUCUGUGUCCAAAUCCAGCCCAGAGUGUGUGUUUAACUCUCUGGUGUCCGGACGACUCUACAACAUCUCCAUCACCUCCCGCAGCGGCCUCCACCAGAACCACACCUUCGUCCAGGAGAGAACACAGCCGUCGAAGGUCCAGAACCCGACGGCGACCCACGCUGCUCGGGACGACUACCUGAAGGUGUACUGGCUUCACGCCGCUGGAGACUUUGACUUCUACCAGGUGUUCAUCAAACACAACAACAUGUUGCUGCAGAACAAGACGGUUCUGAAGACGCAGAACGAGUGUGUGUUUAGCGGCCUGGUGCCCGGCAGACUCUACACGGUGCUGGUGAGCACCUGGAGCGGGAAAUACGAAACCAGCGCCUCUACCGACGGCAGGACCUUUCCAGCGCCGGUCCAGUCUCUGGUUCUGGCUGGUCAGGGUACUGAGGACCUGCGGGUGACGUGGUCUGCCGCCCCAGGUGACGUGGAUCACUACGAGGUGCAGCUGCUGUUCAACGACAUGAAGGUGUUUCCUCCAGUCACUCUGGGCAGCGGCGUGGGAGAGUGUGUCCUGUCGUCGCUCACGCCUGGACGGCUCUACAAGAUCCUGGUCUCCACCUUCAGUGGCCCCAACCAGAGGGCCCAGUUCAUAGAGGGCCGUACAGUUCCCAGUAAAGUGAAGAACAUCCACGUCAGUAACAGCGGAGACAGCAGCAGUCUGAAGGUGAGCUGGACUCCCGGUCAGGGCGAUGUGGACGGAUACUCGGUCUUUCUGUACAGACAGGACAGACAGCUGGACGUCCGACCCGUCUCCAAACACCAGAACGAGGUGACGUUCGGUUCCCUGCAGCCUGGACAGAUGUACAGUGUCACGGUUCAGUCUCUCAGUGGAGAGCUGCUGAACAACAACACGGCCGCCGGACGCACAGUGCCCUCAGCAGUCUCGGGUCUCCAGCUGGAGGACCUCCACUCCACCUGCAGCCUGCAGGUGAGCUGGCAGGAGGCUCUGGGUGUGUCCGAUGGAUACGUCCUUCAGCUUCUAGAUGAAAGAGGCAGCCUGGUCACAAACUCCUCUCAGCCCUCCGGACACACCAGGUACAGGUUUGACGGCCUCAUUCCGGGCAAGAAGUACCGAGUCCUGGUACAGACCACCAGCGGGGGGGUCCACAGCCUGGGAGUCAGCUUAGAGGCUCGGACACGUCCUGCAGCCGUCACUGAUCUGUCCAUUAAAGCCAACACCACCACCAGUCUGUCCUUCCACUGGUCUCCACCAGAGGGAGACUUUGAGCUGUAUGAGAUCUUCUUGUAUAAAAGUGACGACUCGCUGCAGGAGAGUCAACGCAGCCAGUCCAGCAGUCAGCAGUUCUCCUUCCAGGGCCUCAGACCUGGAGCUCCGUACCGGAUGGUGGUGGUGACCCACAGCGGGGAGCAGAGCAACCAGUCAUCCAUCUGGGGAAGGACAGUCCCAGCAGCUGUGGCGUCUCUGAAGGCUCAGAGUGGAAACGAGUCUGAUGCUCUGCGGGUGACCUGGGAUCGGGGCAGUGGCGAUGUGAGCGGAUACCUGCUGACUCUCUACAACCCCGACGGCUCUCAGCGGGCCAGGCAGCAGCUGGGGUCAGAGGUCACCGAGUUCGUCUUCUCAGACCUGGUACCUGGUCGACUGUACGGGGCCGAGGUGCUGAGCCUCAGCGGGGAGCUGAGCAACAAAGCCACCGCCGUGGGCAGGACCGCUCCCAGACCUCCAACCUCCUUCCUGUUCAGGGGGGUCACCAACACCUCCCUGGAGCUCACCUGGAGCGGCCCCGUCGACUCCGACUAUGACGACUUUGAACUCCAGUGGACUCCUCUGGACCGGCUCUCCGUCAUCAACCCGUACCACAGCAGAACCUCCGGCAGCCGCAUCCUGAGAGGGAUGUUCCCCGGACGCCUGUACACCUUCAGCCUCCGCAGCGUCAGCGGGGCCACGGAGGCCGGGGCCACACCGACCUACAGCACACCCAUUCACAACAGCAUCCGGACCAAGCCGGAGCGAGUCCACAACCUCCACUGUCGCCCUCAGAGCUCCACCUCCAUUUCCUGCUCCUGGGGGCCCCCAGAGGCCGACUACGACUCCUACACCAUCGAGUGUCUCAACCAGGACUCCCAGAUCCUGGUCUACUCCCGACGCACCGGCCGAGAUUCCACCACCUACCUCAUCAACCAGCUGGAGCCCCACAAACGCUACACGGUCUCUGUGAAGGCGAUCUCGGAUCAGACGACCAGCGAGGAGGCUCAGGACAGCGUGGUCACCAUGAUCGACCGUCCUCCGGUGCCCCCCAUCAGUAUCCGGGUCAGUGACCGGUCUGCUGUGGUCACCAAGUCCUCCAUCUUCUUCAAGUUUAACUGCAGUUGGUUCAGUGACGUCAACGGAGCCGUUAAAUUCUUCACUGUGGUGGUGACGGAGUCUGAAGAGUCUGCUGACGUGCAGCCGGAGCAGCAGCACCCUCUGCCCUCCUACCUGGACUAUAAAUCCAACAGCUCCGUUAAAUCCUACCAGACCAGUUACUUCCCCAGUCACUGCGCCGAGGGCCCCGACAGCAGCUCCCACAGCUUUGAGCUGAGCGUGGGGACGGGGAUGGACUCGCUGGGGGGCUCCUGUGACCGCAGAGACUCAGACCUGGAUCCAGAGACCAACAGAGACCUGAACCAGUUCUGUGACGGACCACUGAAACCCAAAACUGCCUACAGGCUCAGUGUUCGAGCUUUCACUCAGCUGUUAGAUGAAGAGAACAGCGACAACAGCGCCAGGUCUCCUCUCUUCACCGACACGUACCUGUCGCUACCUGUGCUCACCGAGGCUGAGCCUCUGAGCGGCGUGAUCGAAGGCGUCAGUGCCGGCAUGUUCCUCAUCAUCAUAAUGGUGGGAGUCACCGCUCUGCUCGUCUGCAGGCAAAAGGCUCGCAAAGUGGUCGAGGAGAGAGCGACUGUUAGGAUGAGUGUGAGGAGAGAGAGACCAGCACCAGGAGUUCAUGUGGGGGGCAGAGGCAACCGUCGAAUCUCCAGUCCCAUCAAGGUCCUGAACUUUGAGUGUCACUACAACAAACUGCAGGCCGACUCCAACUACCUGCUGUCAGACGAGUACGAGGACCUGAAGGACGUCGGUCGUAAUCAGCCGCUGGACUCGGCUCUGCUGCCGGAGAACCGCGGCAAGAACCGGUACAACAACAUCCUGCCCUACGACUCAACGAGGGUGAAGCUGUCCUACGUGGAUGAUGAUCCGUGCUCCGACUACAUCAACGCCAGCUACAUCCCUGGGAAUAACUUCCGUCGGGAGUACAUCGCCACACAGGGUCCUCUGCCAGGAACUAAAGAUGAUUUCUGGAAGAUGGUUUGGGAGCAGAACGUCCACAACAUCGUGAUGGUGACUCAGUGUGUGGAGAAAGGCAGGGUGAAGUGUGACCACUACUGGCCGUUUGAUCAGGACCCUCUGUACUACGGAGACUUGAUCGUCCAGAUGCUGUCAGAGUCUGUUCUUCCUGAGUGGACUAUACGAGAGUUCAACAUCUGCAGUGAGGAGCAGCUGCGCUUCACUCGGCUGGUCCGUCAGUUUCACUACACAGUGUGGCCCGAUCACGGAGUCCCAGACACCACUCAGUCCCUCAUCCAGUUUGUCCGGACCGUCCGGGACUAUGUCAACAGAAGUCCUGGAUCUGGACCCACCGUGGUCCACUGCAGUGCUGGUGUGGGCCGUACAGGGACCUUCAUCGUUCUGGAUCGAGUGCUGCAGCAGCUGGACACCAAGGACACGCUGGACAUCUACGGCUCCGUCUUUGACUUGCGACUCCACCGAUCACACAUGGUGCAAACUGAGUGUCAGUAUGCGUACCUCCAUCAGUGUGUUCGUGAUGUUUUGAGAGCCAGGAAGCUCCGCAGUGAGCAGGAGAACCUCCUCUAUCCUGUCUAUGAAAAUGUGAACUACAACUCCCAAAGAGAGAUGCUGUGCGCCAGACGUUAAAGAUUGUAUGUGACUACUGAGCGAUAUGUUGAGCACUACAGGGAAACAUGGCAAUUCUAUUUUUUUAUUACAUUAUUAAUGUGUAUAGAAUGUUUAUAGAAAAAACUUUAUUACUAACAACUAUUAUUUAUGUAACAUACAGGAUUAAUGACAACAGAACUGUACAUAUACUUCCAUCCUAUCUGUGUGUAUUUGUAUAUAUUUUAUCAAACAUUUCUAUAAUGGAUGCUUUUUAAAUUGUGUGUUUGUGUUUUAUAAGCUAUAAUAUUUGCACAUUACAGUUAAACAAAUCAUACAAACCAAAGUCUUUCAUAUGUUUUUCCAAACUCUGUGUGAUGCUGAAGGAUUUUAGUUUCCAGUAUGUUUUCCUUUAUGUUUCUGUCAAGACAAACUGCAUCAUGUUGCCAACAAUAGUGAGACUCUGUCGUGGUUCACAAUGAAUGGAUGGAUUACUGAACGGGCCCCUACAUGGCACCAGGGGCCCCGAGGCGUCAAGUAUGAGUGGACUGUUAUAAACUUCACAGAGCUCAGUCCUGCAUUAAACGUUAGUGUAGUUUCAAACUGCAUCCUCCACACUGAACAUGAUCACCUUCAUGAAGGAGGAUUUAUUACUAGACUGCUGGACUGUUUUAGUUUGAUGGUUCCUGAGUAGUGUCUGCAGGCGUCCUCUCAAGCCUUAGCCCUGAGUAGUGUCUGCAGGCGUCCUCUCAAGCCUUAGCCCUGAGUAGUGUCUGCAGGCGUCCUCUCAAGCCUUAGCCCUGAGUAGUGUCUGCAGGCGUCCUCUCAAGCCUUAGCCCUGAGUAGUGUCUGCAGGCGUCCUCUCUGGCGGUUACCCUGAGUAGUGUCUGCAGGCGUUCUCUCAAGCCUUAGCCCUGAGUAGUGUCUGCAGGCGUCCUCUCUGGCCAAAGCCCUGAGUAAUGUCUGCAGGCAUCAUUCAUUUAAACAGAUAUGACAACAUGUCCUGUUUUGACCAUGUCCUGCAGGAAGUUGUUUCUUUAUAACUGUGCAUUUUUGGAUUAUCAAAUGUGUUUAAUAACUUUUGAUCAUUAGUGACUAUAGAGUCUGUGUGCACAAAUUGGUGUAGAUCGGACUCUCUGUUUAGGAGGAGUUAAAAAAAUGCCUUCGGGCUUGGACCCCUAAAAACAACUCUGUUCUGCUCAUUAACCUAUAUCUGGAUGUUGGCAGCUGGACAAUCAGAGGACACUUUAAAAUAGAUAUUACUGAGUAAAUUUACCUCAAACUAUAAAAAUGAGAGGGACAAAAAUAACUUUCAGAAAAUUUUCCCGCCUGGAAACAACAUUCUUGAGUUUAGUUAACCUGCACAAUGUUACAGGGAAUUCUGUGAAUGUACCGAGGGGCCAGUUGUUUAGUAAUCCAUCCAGUCAUAAUGUUUUCACUGUGCAAAUAAAAGCUUAAAGCUCCUGAAAAAUUGGUUUCAAACUUGGAGAAAUGUCUCUAACACCAAAUGUUCAUGAGGAUAUACAGUAAGCAAAAAUCACAGCUGAAGUUUGGAAAAAACAUCCAUAGGUUUUAUUUAUUAAGAGUUUCAAAACUCACAGGUGAUUUUUGAUCAGAAGAGAUAAAAUAUUAGCACAGACUGAAAUAUCUCUUGUGAAAUAACUCAAAAGAUGUGUAGAACUCAGUCACACAUGAGAGGCUGAUUAAGAAAAUGUGUUUUCAGGGCUUUAAAUUUGCAUCUUGUAUCAGUGAAAUAUGUUUUUAAUCCUAAAUGUGUGAAAGAUAUCAUCUGAGCAUUAUGUUUUACCACGACCUGAACUGUUCUUCAUGGUGUUAGAGCAUACUGUAUGUGAGAACAGUUAAUUAAACACAACAGAGAAUGUAGAAAUAUUAUGACUAUUCAUGCAUUAUCGAUGCCUACCUGCUCCAACACGACUGUAAACUCACUGUGAUGGAAUCCUUCAUGUCAAUAAUCAGAUUUAUGCCUCUGUGAGCGUUCAAUCUUUGGCUCCGUGUGCAUUACUCUGUGUAUGACGCAUAUUUGUGGGUGUUUGAAUAAAACAAGUAAUUAUGUAUUUUUUCA
This is a messenger RNA of Micropterus dolomieu (smallmouth bass), 9518 nucleotides long. Its product is annotated as receptor-type tyrosine-protein phosphatase beta-like. The transcript is spliced from 29 exons. Bases 158 to 7477 code for a protein of 2439 amino acids. Lineage: Eukaryota; Metazoa; Chordata; Actinopteri; Centrarchiformes; Centrarchidae. Gene Ontology annotation, biological process: angiogenesis; protein dephosphorylation. The record is from RefSeq and is a predicted model, not a curated record. Gene Ontology annotation, molecular function: protein tyrosine phosphatase activity; cadherin binding.